AUGGCACAGAGAAGCGGACUUGAAGAUCCAGAGAGGUAUCUCUUUGUGGACAGGGCUGUCAUCUACAACCCUGCCACACAGGCUGAUUGGACGGCGAAAAAGCUGGUGUGGAUUCCCUCCGAACGCCAUGGUUUUGAGGCAGCUAGCAUCAAAGAAGAGCGGGGAGAUGAAGUGACGGUGGAGUUGGCGGAGAAUGGAAAGAAAGCCAUGGUCAACAAAGAUGACAUUCAGAAGAUGAACCCACCUAAGUUUUCCAAGGUGGAGGAUAUGGCAGAAUUGACGUGCUUGAAUGAAGCUUCUGUUUUACAUAAUCUGAAGGAUCGUUACUAUUCAGGUCUUAUCUAUACUUAUUCUGGACUCUUCUGUGUAGUCAUAAAUCCUUACAAGAACCUUCCAAUCUACUCUGAGAAUAUCAUUGAAAUGUACAGAGGGAAGAAACGUCACGAGAUGCCUCCACACAUCUAUGCUAUAUCUGAGUCUGCUUACAGGUGCAUGCUUCAAGAUCGUGAGGACCAGUCAAUUCUUUGCACGGGCGAGUCGGGUGCUGGGAAGACGGAGAACACCAAGAAGGUCAUCCAGUACCUCGCUCACGUCGCCUCCUCACACAAAGGCCGAAAGGACCAUAAUAUUCCUGGGGAACUUGAACGGCAACUUUUGCAAGCCAACCCAAUUCUGGAAUCAUUUGGAAAUGCGAAGACUGUGAAAAAUGAUAACUCAUCUCGUUUUGGCAAAUUUAUUCGGAUCAACUUUGAUGUAACUGGCUAUAUUGUUGGGGCCAACAUUGAAACAUACCUUCUGGAAAAAUCUCGUGCUGUUCGUCAAGCAAAAGAUGAGCGUACUUUUCAUAUCUUUUACCAGCUGCUGUCUGGAGCAGGAGAACACCUAAAGUCUGACUUGCUUCUUGAAGGAUUUAACAACUACAGAUUUCUCUCCAACGGUUAUAUUCCCAUCCCGGGUCAGCAGGACAAAGAUAACUUCCAGGAGACGAUGGAAGCGAUGCAUAUAAUGGGCUUCUCUCAUGAAGAGAUUCUGUCUAUGCUUAAAGUAGUGUCUUCAGUGCUUCAGUUUGGAAAUAUUUCUUUCAAAAAGGAGCGGAACACUGACCAAGCUUCCAUGCCGGAAAAUACAGUUGCCCAGAAGCUGUGCCAUCUUCUUGGGAUGAAUGUGAUGGAGUUCACUCGGGCCAUCCUUACCCCCCGGAUCAAGGUCGGCCGAGACUAUGUGCAGAAAGCCCAGACCAAAGAACAGGCGGACUUUGCAGUGGAAGCAUUGGCAAAAGCUACCUACGAGCGGCUCUUUCGCUGGCUUGUUCACCGGAUCAACAAAGCUCUGGAUAGGACCAAGCGUCAGGGAGCAUCUUUCAUUGGAAUCCUGGACAUUGCUGGAUUUGAAAUUUUUGAGCUGAACUCCUUCGAGCAGCUGUGCAUCAACUACACGAACGAGAAGCUGCAGCAGCUGUUCAACCACACCAUGUUCAUCCUGGAGCAGGAGGAGUACCAGCGCGAGGGCAUCGAGUGGAACUUCAUCGACUUCGGGCUCGACCUGCAGCCGUGCAUCGACCUCAUCGAGAGGCCUGCCAACCCUCCUGGUGUGCUUGCCCUUUUGGAUGAAGAGUGCUGGUUCCCGAAAGCCACAGAUAAAACCUUUGUUGAAAAACUAGUUCAAGAGCAAGGUUCCCACUCCAAGUUUCAGAAACCUCGGCAGCUGAAAGACAAAGCUGACUUUUGCAUCAUACACUAUGCAGGGAAGGUGGACUACAAGGCGGACGAGUGGCUGAUGAAGAACAUGGACCCCCUGAACGACAAUGUGGCCACGCUGCUGCACCAGUCCUCCGACAGAUUCGUGGCCGAGCUCUGGAAGGAUGUGGAUCGUAUUGUGGGCCUGGAUCAAGUUACUGGUAUGACCGAGACAGCUUUUGGCUCUGCCUAUAAAACCAAAAAGGGCAUGUUUCGUACCGUUGGCCAACUCUACAAAGAGUCUCUCACCAAGCUGAUGGCGACUCUCCGCAACACCAACCCCAACUUCGUUCGCUGCAUCAUUCCAAACCACGAGAAGCGGGCGGGGAAACUGGACCCGCACCUCGUGCUGGACCAGCUGCGCUGCAACGGCGUCCUGGAGGGCAUCCGGAUCUGUCGCCAGGGCUUCCCCAACCGGAUCGUGUUCCAGGAGUUCCGGCAGAGAUACGAGAUCCUGACGCCAAAUGCUAUUCCUAAAGGCUUCAUGGAUGGCAAACAGGCUUGUGAACGAAUGAUCCGGGCUUUAGAAUUGGACCCAAAUUUGUACAGAAUUGGACAGAGCAAGAUAUUUUUCCGAGCUGGAGUUUUGGCACAUUUAGAGGAAGAACGGGAUUUAAAAAUUACCGAUAUCAUUAUCUUCUUCCAGGCCGUUUGCAGAGGUUACCUAGCGAGAAAGGCCUUUGCCAAGAAGCAGCAGCAGCUCAGCGCCCUGAAGGUCCUGCAGCGGAACUGCGCCGCGUACCUGAAGCUGCGGCACUGGCAAUGGUGGCGCGUCUUCACGAAGGUGAAGCCGCUCCUGCAAGUCACCCGCCAAGAGGAAGAACUUCAGGCCAAAGAUGAAGAGCUGCUGAAGGUGAAGGAGAAGCAGACCAAGGUGGAAGGGGAGCUGGAGGAGAUGGAGAGGAAGCACCAGCAGCUCUUAGAAGAGAAGAACAUCCUCGCAGAGCAGCUGCAGGCAGAGACUGAGCUCUUUGCUGAAGCAGAAGAGAUGAGAGCCAGACUCGCUGCUAAGAAGCAGGAACUGGAAGAGAUUCUGCAUGACUUGGAGUCGAGGGUGGAAGAAGAAGAAGAAAGAAACCAAAUCCUCCAGAAUGAAAAGAAAAAAAUGCAAGCGCAUAUUCAGGACCUGGAGGAGCAGCUGGACGAGGAAGAAGGGGCUCGGCAGAAGCUGCAGCUGGAGAAGGUGACAGCCGAGGCGAAAAUCAAGAAGAUGGAGGAAGAGAUUCUGCUUCUUGAGGACCAAAACUCCAAGUUUAUCAAAGAAAAGAAACUCAUGGAGGAUCGCAUUGCUGAGUGCUCCUCUCAGCUGGCUGAAGAGGAAGAAAAGGCAAAAAAUUUGGCCAAAAUCAGGAAUAAGCAAGAAGUGAUGAUCUCGGAUUUAGAAGAACGCUUAAAGAAGGAAGAGAAAACCCGUCAGGAGCUGGAAAAGGCCAAGAGGAAACUGGACGGCGAGACGACUGACCUGCAGGACCAGAUCGCCGAGCUGCAGGCCCAGAUCGACGAGCUCAAGGUGCAGCUGGCCAAGAAGGAGGAGGAGCUGCAGGGCGCGCUGGCCAGGGGCGACGACGAGACGCUCCACAAGAACAACGCCCUCAAAGUCGUGCGGGAGCUGCAAGCCCAGAUUGCCGAGCUUCAGGAAGACUUUGAGUCUGAGAAGGCUUCCCGGAACAAGGCAGAGAAGCAGAAAAGGGACCUGAGUGAGGAGCUGGAGGCUCUGAAAACCGAGCUGGAGGACACGCUGGACACCACCGCCGCUCAGCAGGAACUCCGUACAAAACGUGAGCAAGAAGUGGCAGAGCUGAAGAAGGCUCUUGAGGAAGAAACCAAGAACCAUGAAGCUCAGAUCCAGGACGUGCGGCAGAGGCAUGCGUCGGCCCUGGAGGAGCUGUCGGAGCAGCUGGAGCAGGCCAAGCGGUUCAAAGCAAACCUGGAGAAGAACAAGCAGGGCCUGGAGACCGACAACAAGGAGCUGGCAUGUGAGGUGAAGGUGCUGCAGCAGGUCAAGGCCGAGUCUGAGCACAAGCGGAAGAAACUAGACGCCCAGGUCCAGGAGCUCCACGCCAAGGUGUCCGAGGGGGACCGACUCCGCGUGGAACUGGCCGAGAAAGCUAACAAACUGCAGAAUGAGCUGGACAACGUCUCCUCGCUCCUGGAGGAAGCGGAGAAGAAGGGCAUCAAGUUCUCUAAGGACGCAGCCAGUCUUGAGUCUCAGCUCCAGGACACACAGGAGCUUCUUCAGGAAGAAACGCGCCAGAAGCUGAACCUGAGCAGCCGGAUCCGGCAGCUGGAGGAGGAGAAGAACAGCCUGCAGGAGCAGCAGGAGGAGGAGGAGGAGGCCAGGAAGAACCUGGAGAAACAAGUGCUGGCCCUGCAGGCCCAGCUGACUGAUACAAAGAAGAAAGUGGAUGAUGACUUGGGGACGAUUGAAAGCUUGGAAGAGGCCAAAAAGAAGCUGCUGAAAGACGUGGAGGCGCUGAGCCAGCGCCUGGAGGAGAAGGCCUUGGCCUACGACAAGCUGGAGAAGACCAAGAACCGGCUGCAGCAGGAGCUGGACGACCUGAUGGUGGACCUGGACCACCAGCGCCAGAUCGUCUCCAACCUGGAGAAGAAGCAGAAGAAGUUCGACCAGCUGCUGGCGGAAGAGAAAAACGUGUCUGCCCGCUACGCGGAGGAGCGGGAUCGCGCCGAGGCGGAGGCCCGAGAGAAAGAGACCAAGGCCCUGUCCCUGGCCCGCGCCCUCGAGGAGGCCCUGGAGGCCAAGGAAGAGUUCGAGAGGCAGAACAAGCAGCUGCGGGCGGACAUGGAGGACCUGAUGAGCUCCAAGGACGACGUGGGCAAGAACGUUCAUGAACUUGAAAAGUCCAAGCGGGCCCUGGAGCAGCAGGUGGAGGAGAUGAGGACCCAGCUGGAGGAGCUGGAGGACGAGCUCCAGGCAACAGAGGACGCCAAGCUGCGCCUGGAGGUCAACAUGCAGGCCAUGAAGGCCCAGUUCGAGAGGGACCUGCAAACCAGAGAUGAGCAGAACGAGGAGAAGAAGCGGCUGCUGAUUAAGCAGGUGCGGGAGCUGGAGGCAGAGCUGGAGGACGAGCGGAAACAGCGCGCACUUGCUGUUGCUUCAAAGAAGAAAAUGGAAAUAGACCUGAAGGACCUGGAAUCUCAAAUUGAGGCUGCAAACAAAGCUAGGGAUGAAGUCAUCAAGCAGCUUCGUAAACUUCAGGCUCAGAUGAAGGAUUACCAGCGUGAAUUAGAAGAAGCACGAGCCUCCCGGGAUGAGAUUUUUGCUCAAUCCAAAGAGAGUGAAAAGAAACUGAAGAGUCUAGAAGCGGAAAUCCUUCAAUUGCAGGAGGAACUUGCCUCGUCUGAGCGAGCCCGCCGACAUGCUGAGCAGGAGAGGGAUGAGCUGGCAGAUGAGAUCGCCAACAGCGCCUCUGGCAAGUCUGCUCUGCUGGACGAGAAGCGGCGCCUGGAGGCGCGGAUUGCACAGCUGGAGGAGGAGCUGGAGGAGGAGCAGAGCAACAUGGAGCUGCUCAACGACCGCUUCCGCAAGACCACGCUCCAGGUGGACACGCUGAAUGCAGAGCUGGCGGCCGAGCGCAGUGCCGCCCAGAAGAGCGACAAUGCGCGCCAGCAGCUGGAGCGGCAGAACAAGGAGCUGAAGGCCAAGCUGCAGGAGCUGGAGGGAGCUGUCAAGUCCAAGUUUAAGGCCACCAUCUCGGCCCUGGAAGCCAAGAUUGGGCAGCUGGAGGAGCAGCUGGAGCAGGAGGCCAAGGAACGAGCAGCAGCCAACAAACUGGUGCGACGUACGGAGAAGAAACUGAAGGAAAUCUUCAUGCAGGUGGAAGAUGAGCGUCGCCAUGCAGAUCAGUAUAAAGAGCAGAUGGAGAAGGCCAAUGCCAGGAUGAAGCAGCUGAAGCGGCAGCUGGAGGAAGCGGAGGAGGAAGCUACGCGUGCCAAUGCGUCUCGGCGUAAACUCCAGCGGGAACUGGACGAUGCCACCGAGGCCAACGAGGGGCUGAGCCGCGAGGUCAGCACCCUGAAGAGCCGGCUGCGGCGAGGCGGCCCAAUCAGCUUCUCUUCGAGCCGGUCUGGCCGGCGCCAGCUGCACAUCGAAGGGGCUUCCCUGGAGCUGUCAGACGAUGACACCGAAAGUAAGACCAGCGAUGUCAACGAGACACAGCCGCCCCCGUCCGAGUAG
Messenger RNA from Pipistrellus nathusii (Nathusius's pipistrelle), 5931 nucleotides. The record is from the annotation of a GenBank genome assembly. NCBI's taxonomy places the organism in Eukaryota, Metazoa, Chordata, Mammalia, Chiroptera, Vespertilionidae.